AUGUACAAAGUUGAUUUAGUAGAUUCAUCAGAAUUCAAGGAUGGUUCUAAGUACUAUAAACAUCUAUUGAAAACAUAUUGUCAAUGGAAUGUAAUAAAGUAUUUGGUGUAUAGUAUAAUAUGGUUGAUUGGGGGUAGAGUAAGAUUGAUAAUAUAAUGUGAGAGAUAUCAAUAGUAUAUUAAAUACAAGGAUUGUAUGUAAUAGUGACAGGAUUUGUAUUAAUAUUUUGUAAUUUGGGAACAAGA
This is a messenger RNA of Paramecium sonneborni, 245 nucleotides long. Lineage: Eukaryota; Ciliophora; Oligohymenophorea; Peniculida; Parameciidae. The record is from the annotation of a GenBank genome assembly.